AUGGUGUCCGCCCUCGUCGCACACCAGUCGCUCGCCGCUCUUUCCUUCAGCGCAGCAGUGAAGGGCGCCGCUCUCUCCGCCAACCGCCUAGCAGCGCCUUACGCCGUUGCCCCCCGCGGUCUCGGCGUUACCGCCCUCCUCGGCUUCAACAAGGCCGCCGUCCCCGCUAAGGUCAACCCCGUUAAGAAGCAGCUCCGCACUGAAGACGGCAUCUUCGGCACAUCCGGCGGAUUCGGCUUCACGAAGGCCAACGAGCUCUUUGUGGGCCGCGUCGCGAUGCUCGGAUUCGCCGCAUCGCUGCUGGGCGAAGCGGUAACCGGGCAGGGAAUCCUUUCGCAACUGAACCUCGAGACGGGCAUCCCCAUCACGGAGGCCGAGCCGCUGCUGCUCUUCUUCAUCGCAUUCACCGUGCUCGGCGCCAUCGGCGGGCUGGGCGACCGCGGGCGAUUCGUGGACGACGAGGCGCCGGCGGGUCCGCCGGUGAAGCCCGGGAGUUUCAAGUCGGCGCUGGGGCUGAGCGAGGAGGGGCCGCUGUUCGGGUUUACCAAGGCGAACGAGCUGUUCGUGGGGCGCAUGGCGCAACUGGGGUUCGCGGCGAGCCUGGUGGGCGAGGUGAUCAGCGGGCGAGGCGCGCUGGCGCAGCUGAAUAUCGAGACUGGCUUGCCCGUGUGGGAGGUGGAGCCGCUGCUGCUCGCCAGUAUCGCCUUCUUCUUCAUCGCGGCUAUCAACCCCGGUACAGGGAAGUUCAUUAACGAUGACGAGUGUGUUCCAGGUGGUGGGGCAGGUGUGUUCCCAGGUGGUGGGGCAGGUGUGUUCCCAGGUGGUGGGGCAGGUGUGUUCUCAGGUGGCGGGGAGGUGUGUUCUCAGGUGGAGAGGCUGCUCUCAUCAUUCCUUGCAGCUCCCACCAUCCCCUGCUGCUCCCAUCCUUAUUUUCUGCUCAUAUAA
Closterium sp. Naga37s-1 is the source of this 945-nucleotide messenger RNA. The record is from the annotation of a GenBank genome assembly. NCBI's taxonomy places the organism in Eukaryota, Viridiplantae, Streptophyta, Zygnematophyceae, Desmidiales, Closteriaceae.